Messenger RNA from Microthlaspi erraticum, 324 nucleotides. NCBI's taxonomy places the organism in Eukaryota, Viridiplantae, Streptophyta, Magnoliopsida, Brassicales, Brassicaceae. The record is from the annotation of a GenBank genome assembly.
AUGGUGAUAUGUAACCCUAGCACAGGACAAUCCUUAACCUUACCGAAAGUGAAGACAAGGAGGAUCGAUGUGACCAGCUUUUUUGGGUAUGACCCGAUUGAUAAACAAUUUAAGGUCUUGUCAAUGACAUGGUCAAGGUGUGGAAGGACCACUGAGCAGCAUCAAGUUCUGACAUUAGGAGGAACUGGGAAACUGUCAUGGAGAAUGAUCGAGUGUAGCUUACGUCAUUAUCCUCAAAGUGAUGGGAUAUGUAUCAAUGGUGUUUUGUAUUAUAAAGCUGUGGUCUACGAGUUUGAACGUUAUGGGAUAGUUUUUUUGCUUUGA